AUGCUGGUCCGUACUGGUCAGUACUGGUCCAUGCUGGUGCCAGACUGGUCCAUGCUGGGCCAUGCUGGUCAGUACUGGUCCAUGCUGGUACCAAACUGCUACGAGGCGUGCGCGGAGGCGGCGGCCUGGCUGCGGGCGCGGCUGCGGGAGCGCCCCCGGGUGGCGCUGGUGUGCGGCUCCGGGCUGGGGGCGCUGGCCCAGGAGCUCUCGGACCCCCAGACCUUCGACUACGCCGACAUCCCCCACUUCCCGCGCAGCACCGUGCAGGGCCACGCCGGGCGAUUGGUCGUCGGGCGCUUGGGCUCCGCCCCCUGCGCCGUCCUGCAGGGCCGGUUCCACCUGUACGAGGGGUACAGCCCCGCCCAGGUGGUGGUCCCUGUCCGGGCUCUGGCCCUGGCCGGAGUCCACACCCUGGUGCUGACCAACGCCGCGGGGUCGCUGCGGCCGCACCUGGGCCCCGGUCACCUGCUGGUCAUCCGCGACCACAUCGACCUGCCCGGCCUGGCCGGACGCUCGCCCCUGGUGGGGCCCAAUGACGAGAGGUGGGCGGGGCCUGCGGGGGCGGGGCCUGUGGGGGUGGGGCCUGAAGGGGGCGGGGCCUGUGGGGGCGGGGCCUGA
Molecule: messenger RNA, 618 nt
Organism: Catharus ustulatus (Swainson's thrush)
Lineage: Eukaryota; Metazoa; Chordata; Aves; Passeriformes; Turdidae
Gene: PNP
Product: purine nucleoside phosphorylase
Exons: 4
Coding region: 1-618 (205 amino acids)
Biological process (GO): nucleoside metabolic process
Cellular component (GO): cytoplasm
Molecular function (GO): purine-nucleoside phosphorylase activity
Source: RefSeq, a predicted model, not a curated record